ACAGUAUCAACCAAUCCUUUACAACACUACGAAUCCUUCACACCCCCUGUCCAUCUCCCAGCCAUGCACCAAAUGCGGGGUAACACAAACAAAGCGCCAUACAAGACCACUGGCUGGCGACAGCUGCACCUCAUCUUCACCAGUGAACCAGCUGGCCCUCUCACCUUCUCAUCUUUGCAUCUUUGGACCACUUCGACCUCAUCCCUCAGAGCCUCACUACUAGUACCUCAUUCCUGCAUAUCCAUCUCCCAGACCCCGCUUUCAUGUCCACCAUCAAUAUCGUCAGAUUUUACCUCCUGAAGCGCCUCGUUCCAUGCUACUCCCCCAGCCAAAUCCCCACCCUCCUCUCCCUCGCCUACCGCGCCGUCAGCGCGCGACAAAGAUACCCCAAAGCCGUGCUCAUUAGAUCCUACAUCCACCGCGACUGGUACUGGAAACGACACCGGAAGAAAAGAAUCGUCGAUGGCACCUACCACCUGACCAUCUGCUACAAGGACGAGACGCAUCUCGCCAAGGGCUCGCACGUCGUCGCGCAUGUCUACGUGCAAGACCAACACGAUCUGACUUUUGUGCGGGCGUGUCAUUCCCCGGAGAAAUUGGAUUCGGUGCUCACCCCGCGGGGGAAUCCUGUGUGGGCGCCGGAGGAGCGGGGGUUGUAUGAUGUGCAUGAGGUGGUUUAUGGACAUCUGGGGGAGGAGCGAGAAAAGGAGGGGGAGGGGGGAGAUGCAAAGGAUGGGGAGGAUGGGAAAGUAAAUGGGUGGGUGUAUUACGGUCGGAAGGUCUUGAAGGGGGGUGGAUCUCGUUGA
Messenger RNA from Aspergillus saccharolyticus JOP 1030-1, 806 nucleotides. RefSeq lists its product as uncharacterized. The transcript has 2 exons. The coding region runs from base 264 to 806 and encodes 180 amino acids. The record is from RefSeq and is a predicted model, not a curated record. Lineage: Eukaryota; Fungi; Ascomycota; Eurotiomycetes; Eurotiales; Aspergillaceae.